Molecule: messenger RNA, 2050 nt
Organism: Malus domestica (apple)
Lineage: Eukaryota; Viridiplantae; Streptophyta; Magnoliopsida; Rosales; Rosaceae
Product: probable L-cysteine desulfhydrase, chloroplastic
Source: RefSeq, a predicted model, not a curated record
CAAGAGUUGUAUUGUACGACCAAAAAGGUGUAUGAAUCACGUGCGUGUCACGUGAGUGAAAACAAACAAACCGGAAAUGGUCAGUCGAGUCAUCGAGCGAGCGAAGUGCGUCUGGUUUGGUGCCACCUGAUUAGUUAAUUCGGUUAAUGGCACAUCUAAUGGGAAAUGCAGCCCCACUUGUCCCAUUUUUUAAAUUUCACGCCAAAGUAAAUUACAAUUUACCCACUCAAGUUUUACUUAAUUUCUCUUUUGCCCCUUUGUCUCUCCCAAAGACUCAGAGUAACCGCUCUUCUCUCUCUCUUUCUGUCUCUCAAACAUUUCAUGCUCUUCCUCGGCUCCAUCAUCAACUUCCCCAAACCCUAAUCGCCAAAUGGCCUCCUCGCCGGACCACCAUCUCAACGGUGACCCCAAAACCCACAUCUCAAAAAAACCCAAACUUUCCCUCAAUUUCAUCACCGCCGCCGAAAUCGCCGCUGAAUUUUCCCACCACGACCAGAACGUCGCCCGGAUCAACAACGGCAGCUUCGGCUCCUGCCCGGCCUCCGUCAUCGAAGCCCAGCAGCGGUGGCAGCUCAAAUACCUCGCCCAGCCCGACCAUUUCUACUUCAACGAGCUCCAGAAGGGCAUCCACCAAUCCAGAACCAUAAUCAAGGAGCUCAUCAAUGCAGACCACGUCGACGAGGUCUCAAUCGUCGACAAUGCCACCACCGCCGCCGCCAUCGUGCUUCAGCAGACGGCCUGGGGGUUUUCUGAGAGCAAAUUCGACAAAGGGGAUGCUGUGGUGAUGCUUCAUUACGCUUAUGGCGCCGUGAAGAAGUCGAUUGAGGCGUACGUUACACGUGCCGGCGGGUAUGUGAUUGAAGUCCCUUUGCCUUUUCCUUUGAAAUCAAAUGAUGAAAUUAUCGCUGAAUUUAAGAAAGCUUUGGAGAGAGGGAAGGCUAAUGGUAGGAGGGUUAGGCUAGCUGUGAUUGAUCAUAUUACUUCAAUGCCAUGUGUGGUUAUACCUGUUGAAGAACUAGUUAAGAUUUGUAGGGAAGAGGGUGUUGACCAGAUUUUCGUAGAUGCUGCUCAUAGUAUCGGGUGUACUGAUGUCGAUAUGAAGCGAAUUGGGGCGGAUUAUUAUACUAGUAAUUUGCAUAAGUGGUUCUUUUGCCCGCCAUCUAUUGCGUUUUUGUACUGUAGGAAGUCCCCCAAGUGUCCAGAGUUGCACCAUCCUGUUGUUUCUCAUGAGUAUGGUAAUGGGUUGGCUAUAGAAAGCGCUUGGAUUGGGACUCGGGAUUAUAGCCCUCAAUUGGUAGUGCCUUCGGUUUUGGAAUUCAUCAAUAGGUUUGAAGGCGGUAUUGAGGGCAUCAAGAAGAGGAAUCAUGAGACCGUUGUUGAGAUGGGGCAGAUGUUGGCCAAGGCAUGGGGAACGCAUCUCGGGUGCCCUCCGGAGAUGUGCGCCAGCAUGAUCAUGAUUGGGUUACCUGCUUGUUUGGGGAUCUUGAGUGAGAAGGAUACUCAAGAGUUAAGGACACAUUUGAGGGAGAAAUUUGGUGUUGAAGUUCCGAUAUAUUUCCGACCACCCAAGAAUGGGGAGGUUGAGUCAAUAAAUGGGUAUUGUCGAAUUUCUCAUCAAGUGUACAACAAAGUUGACGACUAUUACAAGUUCAGAGAUGCAAUUAAUCAACUUGUUUCUGAGGGGUUCACUUGUGCCCAACUUUCUAGCUGAUGAGUUAAAUCUUGUGAUGAAUCCAAGUGCUCCUACAACCAUUUCCAGAAGUUUAAUUAUGGUUAGCUGGCGUUUCUUGAUUCGGUGGUCAAGAUAUUUGCUUCAACUUGUAGUGGCUGUGGAAGUUGGUUACUCCUCCCACCUGCCCCCUUUAGAAUGUGGUGAUAGAACAUGUUUACAUCCAUGGAAAAACUCAAUGUAGUAUGAAUCUUGUAGAUUAACAGUUCUGUUGUGUAUAUGCCCGAUGCAUAUGCAGUUUAUGAUAUGCAAGGAGGGGGCCUUAUUUUGUAUUAUUUGGUACCAUGUUUUAAUUAUUAAUAAAUUGUUUUUUGACAUGUA